This is a messenger RNA of Cladocopium goreaui, 4936 nucleotides long. Lineage: Eukaryota; Dinophyceae; Suessiales; Symbiodiniaceae. The record is from the annotation of a GenBank genome assembly.
AUGGCAGCCUUUCUGCGGUUUUCUUUGCUGUUUUGCAUCUAUUGCCUCAAUGCGAUCGAUGCUCAUAUCCAACACUUUGGUAAUGUUUGGUGCCAAGCCCAGAGGGGCCAUUGUUUUGGUGAGCGACGCAGCUUUCGAGAGAAGGUCCUGCCGACCCUGCAGGGUCAGCGCUACCGGUGCUUGCGAUUUGUGGAUUGGGAUCAGGAUGGUGACACAGAUGUCUUGGUCGGAGCAGGUCCUGGAGAAACUAUUUGGUUCCAUGAGCGCCUAUCCAAUGAGAGUUUCAUCCCACAUCAGCUCCUGCACCUUCCCAAGAGAGGGCCAGAAAUUCCAAAAGGUUACCUUGACUCUUGGCCCGUUGGUAAAAGAGAUCAAGUGUGGGAUGAAUACCUGAAUUCCACAUUUCGAUUCGAUGUGGCGGACUGGGACGGUGAUGGAGAGUUGGAUUUGUUGCUUUGCACGCUCGUUGACGACUUAGUCAGGGUAAGUGUUCUAGAUCACUCCCUUCUGCCUGCUGAAAGCGGAGAAACCGGAGAAGUAAUUUUGUUGACCAAUGGGUCCGCCUGUGACUUGCUGGCGGUGGACUUUGACGAGGACGGUGACGUGGAUGUCAUUCUUGGUCGUGACAAGUAUCAGCCAACAUAUUCCAGAUACUUUGAGCGUAUCUCUGACGGGCAGAUUGUUGAGCGGAAUGAAAAUCAGAAUCCGCUGGAAUUUUUCGAGGAGGACAUAAAAGUCAUCGCUGAUCUGGACGGCGAUGGACAAUUAGAGAUCAUUACAAGUUGGUACAGUGACUUUGGUAAUACUCUUCUUACUCAGCGUACUUAUUUCCGCGUUUUCCGUCGUGCCCUGGAUGGUAGUUUCGUGGAAGCGGUCGACAAACCCUUCUUGAACAUGCAAUAUUUUUCUCACGUCAACGACUAUAGAUUUGAUGUGUUUGUUGCAGAUUGGAAUUCAGAUGGUUUGCCAGAUGUUUUGACGGUUUCUGUAAGCCCUAUUCAUUCUGUUCGUGGCCCACCAUCAUUCUCAUUGGAUCGCUGCCUUCAACAGCUUCGCGAUCUCGACCUUGUGCGCAACUCUCAAAUCAGCACCUACGAGGACAUUCAAGGCGAAGACCGCUUGCAAGUCGUUGUCGUAGAUUGGAACCAUGAUGGUCUGGAGGACAUACUCACUGUGCAGAACGAUCCUGAGGUGUCACGUCUUCGUUUGUAUGAAUUUCGCGGCGAAGAUAUGAGGGAAGUGUUUGGUGUCUUUGAAAACAUCUCAAACAGCCUUGCAAUUGGCUUUGAGCAACGCAUGAGUGUAGCUAUAGGAGACUGGGACCUUGAUGGUGACUUGGACCUCCUCAUAGCAUCAACGAAAGAUAGAAAACUGCAUUACCACGAGAUGGUUUCUGGUCGUUUCCAGAAAGAGCGUCCGCACCAUCCGUUUUCGAACAUUCGAUUGAACAUCACGUAUCUGCACUCAUACAUCUCAUACCCCCUGAAAUCAUGCCUUCCUUCAAUGGUUGAUUUUGAUGGUGAUGGCGAUAUGGAUUUGUUCCUGGGUCCGCCAGAUGGCAGGUAUUUCGAACAGUUGGCAAAUGGGACUCUUCGUGAGUAUCCCUUGGAACAAAGCCCCGUGAAAAGUGUCCUGAUGAAGCAGCCAAGCGAGGGCAAUGAUGAAGAUCUCACCUGGCAGUUUGUCGAUUGCGAUGAUGAUGGAGAUGCUGAUCUAAUCAGGUUGGCCCCAUGGACGGAUCCCCCAGUGCAAGCUUGUGAGCAUGAUGAUUUGUCACAUGCAUUGCAAUGUCGCCCUGAUUUUUUGUGCAAAGGAGCCAAUCUCAGUCGAUUCAACAGGAGUGGCCCACUGGCGCAACUUGGCCCUCCCCGGAAUCUGGAUUUGGGAUUUGUUGCAGAUGGCCGUCUCAAGCUGAUUGCGCGUCAUAGUGGUAACUUAAUGCUUUGGAGUUCGGGCUUCUGUGUGCCAGCUGAACCUUGCAACUCAAGAGGUAUGUGCCCUCCCAGGCACAAUCUGUGUAGUUGCGUUGUGGGUCGUGAACUGCGUGAUUGUUCUGGAUGCCAACCCAACUUCUACAGCAUAAAUCCGAAGCUGCGGCACUUGCAUGACUGCGAGGCAUGUCCUGGUGUGAAUGGCCAGGUUUGUUAUGGUCGAGGCAGUUGUAUGGAUGAUGUGACAGCGAAAGCACUUGCAACGGAAUCCACUGCGGCUUUGAUGGCAACGGGCAACGGAUCGUGUAGCUGCAAUGAGCAUCAUUUUUUUGGAAGUGACGAUCAUGGCCGAAGCACCUGCGUUGAGGGUGUUUGCCCAGCUGGCAGUGAAGAGGAUGAUAAUGGAAAUUGCAAUCCUUGCCCUGCGGGGUCCUUCUCUUCAGCAGGGGGAUUUUGUAAGGAAUGUGGCCCUGCAACAUUUUCUCUGGCAGGAAGUGGCAGCUGCUCAGUUUGUUUGCCAGGCACCUUCUCAAAAGAAUCAGGCGCCUCUGCCUGCCAAUCAUGUGCUCCUGGCACUUAUGCAGAGGAAGGCAGCGCCAGAUGCACCAGUUGUCCUCCAGGUUCUAUAUCAUCAGUUUCUGGCAGUGGUUCCUGCUCUCAGUGCCCUCAAGGGAAAUAUGAAGUCGCAAAUCAAGUUUGCAGUGAUUGUGAUGUAGGCACUUAUGCAAAAGAGGGCAGUGCCAGAUGCAGCCAGUGUCCUCCAGGUUCUGUAUCGGAUCCGAACGGUGGUUCGUGCGUUCAGUGCGCUCCAGGAAGUGUCUCUUCUGCAGACGCUCUCUAUUGCCAGGUGUGUGAAGCCGGGAGAUAUGAAGUCAGAAACCAAGUUUGCAUUGCUUGUCCUUCCGGUUCCAUCUCGCCUCCCCAACAAAGGAGCUGCACCACGUGCCCAGCUGGUCGCUUUGCCCAAACUUCCUUGACAUGCGAGCCAUGUUUUGGUGGAACCUUUGCUCCCAACGGAAGCAGUGCAUGCAAGCCUUGUCCCACUGGUCACGUGUCCGGUCCAAAUAGCGCAGCCUGCCGAAGCUGUGACAGUCUUCUUAUUCAAGCCAUUCCAGAUCCCACAAAGCAAAGCUGCCAAGUUCCCACCAUGGACCUUGUUUUUGCUUUGAUCGCCUUGAUUACUUCAACAUGUCUUGGCGUCCUGGUCUUUACCGGAUUGCUUGGUCGAAUUCCGAUCGCAGACGUGUCUGCGCGAGGCGAAAAGAUUGUGGUGACAACUUCCGUGGCCCACUUUCUCUUGGAGCGGGCAUGCCCAGCUGUGGCCCUCACAGGUACCGAGAUUCCUGAUCUGGAGCGUUCCAAUAAUUUUACAGUGAAAGCCUUGAGCAUGUAUCAACUCACUCUUCAGAGUGAGCAAAGUGACAACAACAAACCACUGGACACAUCUAUGGGGCAUUUGCAUUUGAAGUUCCCACAUGCUUUUUGUUCAGCAGGACUGUGGCGUUGUCCAUUGAUCUGGUGGUGUUUGCUUUUUCUUGCAGCUACUGUGGGAGCUGUUAGCCAGCUGAAUUGGUGCCUUGAACUGCUGGCCUGCGGACUGGGUCUGUGUACAGGGGCCUUGGCUUUUGCGUGGAGGUUUAGGCAAGGCGAGAGCACGAAAAUGGUGAAACGCAGGCGUCAAUUUCUGAAAGCGUGGCCUUUGGCUCUUGAGAAAUGCUGUCGCGGACCAGAUCGCUCAAUUACUGCAGGGAAAUUGCAAGAUUUCUUACGGUAUUUCGAAAGUUUCAUCAGAGAGCGCUCUAUGUACUAUGUGUGCUCUAACAUUGUGAAACCCCUCACCCAACCAUACCAACUUUCCUUUGCAGAACUCAUAGGCCCAACGGAGAUCCAAUGGUUCGUGAGCCACUAUUGGGGAAUGUCCGUUCGUCAUCUCAGUGAUGCCAUUUGUAAACAUGCUGAAGGCUGUGACGGAGAUUGGCGAGAUUCUGCCUAUUGGAUUUGCACGUUCAGCAACAACCAAUGGCUUGUGAAAAAUGAACUUGGUGAUGGUAGGUGGCAGGAAUCUUCAUUUUACCUUGCGCUCACAUCCCCACAAUGCAAAGGCACGGCCAUGAUUAUUGAUGAGUCGGUGUCACCUCUGCAAAGGGUGUGGUGUUUGUUUGAAGUUUACCAAACAAUUUGCCUAUCUCGCAGUGAACACUUUCAAGGUUUGCUUCUGUGCGCUUCCACUGGUGUACUGCAGCAAGGCAAGGCUGGCACUGAUGUGGCAGUGGCUGUAGCCAAAAAAGUGGCAGAACUCGACACUCGUGGUGCUCAGGCAAGCGAUGAAACAGACCGACAAAUGAUUCAUUCGCUGAUCGAGCAAAUGCCAGGAGGUUUUGAUACUAUGAACAGAUUUGUACGAGACACUAUUUGCAAUGCUUUGUGGGCCUCGCAUGUACAUUAUGAGGGCAUCUUCAAGAGCCUUAUGUACGACCUGACAUCAGAGGUUUCUGCAACACUUCCUGCCCCAUUGCCGACCAUUCUCACCAGUACUCCGCAACAGUCCAGAACUGUGGACAACAAGCAGUGAACAACCUGUUGAAACAAUUUGUCCCAGACUCAUCGGAAGCCAAAGCGCACAAAAUUUGAGCCCAGCAAUCUUUAAGGCAGUCUUUGCAAGAAUUAGUUUCAAUAUGUUUCAAUUGGUUUGCCAAUGUUUGCCAUCAACAAAAGGGUGGCGCUGCAAUCCAUUUGACAUCUUGCAGAGGGCCAUUGCCGCAGAUUAACAUCGCUGACACUUCGCGCCUUUAGGGGCGCUGCUCCAGCCCCUGUUCAUGUGGAUCAUGUGGGAUGUUCAACUGAUUCAGUCAUGAUAUGCUACAAUCUAGCAAUAUCUAGCAUCCCAAGCCAUUUCGUCUUCAGAUUGUCUUUAUAUCGUCUUCAGUGGUUCAUCUUUGCACUCCACGGGUUGAUUGUCGCCAGCCUGCACAAGAUGGGUUGGCAAGCAUCGAAAAGAUCGAAAA